This is a messenger RNA of Scheffersomyces stipitis CBS 6054, 2797 nucleotides long. RefSeq names its product MCM DNA helicase complex subunit (gene MCM3). Gene Ontology annotation, cellular component: nucleus; MCM complex. The record is from RefSeq and is a predicted model, not a curated record. Lineage: Eukaryota; Fungi; Ascomycota; Pichiomycetes; Serinales; Debaryomycetaceae. Gene Ontology annotation, biological process: DNA replication; double-strand break repair via break-induced replication; DNA strand elongation involved in DNA replication. The coding region runs from base 165 to 2711 and encodes 848 amino acids. The transcript has a single exon. Gene Ontology annotation, molecular function: single-stranded DNA helicase activity; ATP binding; ATP hydrolysis activity.
AUUCACUGAUUCUUGAAAAUUGAAUUUUGGUAGAUUGAGAUUCAUAGAUUUUCGACAUUUUACAGGAUCUUUAGCUUAUUCUUCUGCUUCGAAUCUCAAGUAUCAGCUCAAACUUGAAGUUCUUUUCAUUUCUCAUUUUUGGAUCGUGAAAAUUUCCAGAUAAUAUGGAUGAGACACAGCUUGAACAGCCCAUUGACGCUGUCUUUGGAGACCGUGUGAGAAGGUUCCAAGAGUUUUUGGACUUGCUUGAUGGCACCAACUACAGAAACCAGAUCAAAGAUAUGAUUGAUAAAGGAAGAUGCCGGUUAUGUGUUUCUAUAGAUGAGAUUCGAGACUUUGACCGUGAGUUCUGGAGCGGCUUGUUGAGAACACCCGCAGACUAUUUGCCAGCAUGCGAAAGGGCGUUGAGGGAUACUGUAUUGAGUCUUUAUACGCCUGGCGACUCUUCUUUUGAGACUUACGACGAAAAUCAGCAGUUCUACUUGUCUUUCAAAGGUUCUUUUGGAGAUCUUCAGGUGACACCCAGAUCUAUUCAUUCUGAUCAUUUGUCAAAGAUGGUUUCGAUUGAAGGAAUUGUAACACGUGCCUCCCUUGUGAGACCCAAGAUCAUCAGAUCGGUGCACUAUGCUGAUGCCACGAGUAGAUUUCAUGCCAGAGAGUAUAGGGACCAGACUACGUCGUUUGAUCCUAUUUCAACAGCAGCUAUCUACCCAACUGAAGAUGUAGACGGUAACAAGUUGACAACCGAGUACGGCUACUCGACCUACAGAGAUCAUCAAAAGAUCUCCGUUCAGGAGAUGCCAGAGACUGCUCCAGCCGGUCAGUUGCCUCGUUCUGUUGAUGUUAUUUUGGAUGAGGACUUGGUUGACUUGACCAAGCCUGGAGAUAGAAUCCAGAUUGUAGGUGUCUACCGAGCUCUCGGCGGUGGUUCUAAUAACAGUUCUUCGUUCAAGACGGUCAUCUUGGCGAACUCAGUGUAUCCAUUGCAUGCAAGAUCCACGGCUGUUGCCUCUCAGGAGAAGUUGACAGACCAGGAUGUAAGAAACAUCAACAAAGUGUCCAAAGAGAGGAAGAUCUUUGACAUUUUAUCAACAUCUUUGGCCCCAUCUAUCUAUGGAUUCGACUACAUCAAGAAGGCUACGUUGUUGAUGAUGCUUGGAGGUGUGGAGAAGAACUUGGACAAUGGUACCCAUUUGAGAGGAGACAUCAACAUCUUGAUGGUAGGUGAUCCUUCUACGGCCAAGUCACAGAUGUUGCGGUUUGUGUUGAAUACAGCCUCGUUGGCUAUAGCAACUACUGGUAGAGGUUCUUCUGGUGUCGGUUUGACUGCCGCUGUAACUACUGACAAGGAAACUGGAGAGAGACGUUUGGAGGCUGGUGCAAUGGUGUUGGCCGAUAGAGGUAUUGUCUGUAUUGAUGAAUUCGACAAGAUGUCAGAUGUUGACAGAGUUGCUAUCCACGAAGUUAUGGAACAGCAGACAGUAACUAUUGCCAAAGCUGGUAUCCACACUUCGUUAAAUGCACGUUGUUCAGUCAUAGCAGCUGCCAAUCCUGUUUUUGGUCAAUACGAUGUGCACAAAGACCCACACAAGAAUAUCGCCUUGCCUGACUCGUUGUUGUCUCGUUUCGACUUGUUGUUCGUGGUCACUGACGAUGUGCAACCCACCAAGGAUAGAAUCAUUUCCGAGCAUGUUUUGAGAAUGCACAGAUUCAUUCCUCCUGGUUUGUUGGAAGGUGAGCCUAUCAGAGAAAAGAGCAAUUUGUCCUUAGCUGUUGGUGAUGACUCAACCAACGAGAGGGAAGAAUUGGAACAACCGAUUUUUGAAAAGUUCAAUUCGUUGUUGCACUCUGGUGUGACCGAAAGAUCUAAAAAGAGCCCUACAAUCUUGUCCAUUCCGUUCUUAAAGAAGUAUAUCCAAUAUGCCAAACAGAGAAUAAAACCACAGUUGACCAAGAGAGCAUCAGAGUACAUUGUAAAUGUCUAUUCUGGUUUGAGAAACGACUUGAUCGACAACAACCAGAGAAACACAGCACCCAUCACCGCCAGAACCUUGGAAACAUUAAUUCGUUUGGCCACAGCCCAUGCCAAAGUAAGAUUGUCCAAAACUAUAGAAAUCAAGGAUGCGAAGGUAGCUGAAGAGUUAUUGAGAUUUGCCUUGUUCAAGGAAGUCACUUCCAAGUCUAGAGCCAAGAAACAGAAAACUCAAUUAUCUGAAGAUGAGGAAGAGGAAUCAGAAGAAGAAGCUGAAGACAGCGAAGAUGAAGUUCUUCCUAGACCAAGCACAGCCAGAACAAGACUCAGAAGUCAGGCUCGUAGAACACAACAACAUACACCUUCACUUACUCCUCCUGCUGAUAUAGGCAUAGACGCAGAAGAUGAAGCCAUGGAAGAAGUCAUGGAUAACUUGCACAUUAGUGCAGCGCAAAGAACAGAAACAGUUCCUUUGAGUUCGACUAACAUCGUCUCACGUGCCUCUAGAAUCAGUCCAGAAAGAUAUCAAGAGUUUGUCAGAGCCAUGGCUCAGGUGAUGAAUUCGCUGAUGUUCCACGAAGUUGGCGCUGCUGUAGCUGUAGAGACUGUGAUAGAAACUGUCAAUAGCAGCCGUGCUCAAGAAGAGGUCUUUGCUGAUGAAGAAGCAUUGGCUGCACUUGAAAGAAUGACAGACGAGAACAAGGUCUACUUGAGUGAAGGAAAAAUUUACAAGAUCUGAUACAAUCUUUUGAAUCUGAUUUGGUCUUGCAGCGUGUAUUCUAGUUAAAUGUUUCAUUUCAUUUCCCUUUAUAUAAGUUAGUACUC